GCGGGCCCGAGGCGUGGCCGGCGUCUCGGAGCGCCAGGUGCGGCUUCCGGGUCAAGAUGGCCGCCGCCUGCCGCGCCGGGGCCGGGCUCCGGCCGCGCCGUCGCCUCUGCCUUCCUGCUGGGGCCGCACUGCUGCGCGUCGCCCUCUGCCUCCUGUGCUGGGCCCCGGCGUCUGUAGGCGCCGUCCCCGAGCUCGGGGUCUGGUUAGAGACAGUCAACGACAAAUCAGGACCUUUGAUAUUUAGGAAAACUAUGUUUAGCUCUACUGAUAUCAAGUUUUCUGUUAAGUCAUUCAGUUGUUCCGGGCCUGUGAAGUUUACCAUACAGUGGCAUUUGAAGUAUCAUACCUGUCACAAUGAAUUUUCUAAUCUGGAAGACUUGUUCCAGAAACAUGAACUUAGUGUUGAUGAAGAUUUUUGUGAUCAUUAUUUCAAGAACAUUGACUGUUGGACAACAAAAAAUGAAAACAUAGAUUGCAACAGUGAUUUACAGAUGUUUCCUUCAUUAAAUAAUAAAGAACUAAUGACAGAUAACAGAAAUGUUUCAAACCGGGAAGGAUCAAUGGAUGUUGUAGCCAGAACACAGAAAGAUGGGUUUCAUAUCUUUAUUGUUUCUAUUAAAACGGAGAAAACAGAUGCAAGCUGGAAUUUGAAUGUUUCUCUUUCUAUGAUUGGGCCUCAUGGAUAUAUCUCUGCAUCAGAUUGGCCUCUGAUGAUUUUUUACAUGGUGAUGUGCAUUGUUUAUAUCUUAUAUGGCAUACUCUGGCUGAUGUGGUCUGCUUGUUAUUGGAAAGAUAUAUUAAGAAUCCAGUUCUGGAUUGCAGCUGUUAUUUUCCUAGGAAUGCUUGAAAAAGCAGUUUUUUAUAGUGAAUACCAAAACAUCAACAGCACUGGCCUAUCAACCCAAAGUUUACUGGUGUUUGCGGAAUUGAUAUCUGCAAUUAAGAGGACGUUGGCUCGCCUCCUCGUGAUUAUUGUGAGCUUGGGUUAUGGCAUUGUAAAGCCUCGUUUGGGAACAGUCAUGCAUCGGGUGAUUGGAUUGGGGCUUCUUUACUUUAUCUUUGCAGCUGUUGAAGGCGUGAUGAGAGUUAUUGGGGGUUCUAACCAUUUAGCUGUUGUUUUUGGUGACAUUAUUUUAGCAGUUAUUGACUCCAUUUUUAUAUGGUUCAUUUUUAUAAGUUUGGCACAAACCAUGAAGACUCUAAGGCUAAGAAAGAACACAGUGAAAUUUUCAUUAUACAGGCACUUCACAAAUACUCUCAUCUUUGCUGUGCUAGCUUCUGUAGUGUUUAUGGUGUGGACAACUAAGACAUUUAGAAUUGCAAAAUGCCAAUCAGAUUGGAUGGAACGCUGGGUUGAUGAUGCAUUUUGGAGCUUCCUUUUUUCACUUAUCCUUAUUGUAAUAAUGUUUUUAUGGAGACCAUCGGCAAACAAUCAGAGAUAUGCCUUCAUGCCCUUAAUAGAUGAUUCUGAUGAUGAAAUUGAAGAAUUCAUGGUAACAUCUGAAAAUUUAACUGAAGGAAUAAAAUUAAGAGCCUCAAAAUCAGUUUCCAAUGGAACAGUUAAACCUGCUACUUCUGAUAACUUUGAUGAAAAUUUGAAGUGGGUGGAAGAAAACAUUCCCUCUUCAUUCACAGAUGUAGCCCUUCCAGUGCUAGUGGAUUCAGAUGAGGAAAUUAUGACCAGAUCUGAAAUGGCUGAAAAAAUGUUCUCUUCAGAAAAGAUAAUGUGAUUGGAACCCAUAUGAAUGAAAACUAGUUAACCUUGAAGGACUGUCCUUCAUCAAGACGGAAAGAGAGCUUUGUUUUGAUGCAGCAUAACAAGUGUUAUUAUGUUAUCUUCGAAAUCUGUGUAUUAAUGAAGAAUUCAGGUAGCAGGACAGUUCUGCAGUCCCUUUAAAGCUGACUCUUGGAUGUCAGUUAAUGUCCAGUAAAUUGCCUGGAUUUGGAAAUAAUCUGAAAAGUAUGAUAAAGAUAUCUGCACAAAUGCCUUUGAGCUGAUGGGUAGCAGGCAUGUGGAUUUGGGUUUUUUCUCUUUUCUCUGGAACAGAUGACAAUUCGAGAUUUAUACAAUUUUUAAAAAUAAAUACUCCUGCUAUUCUUUCUAGUCACUCUUGAGAGAGAAACAUUCUUCUGAAGUGUAGUGUAGCAGUGUCUCCAUGUAUUGGGUUUAGAGAUACAACAAGUUUCUUUGACUUUUAUAUGGAAGUGAUUUGAUACUAAGUUACCUUGGUUAACAUUGGAACAUAGGCAUGUUUAUAUGUUUAAUUCCCCCCCCCGGCCCUUUUGUGGUGGCACAAAGCUCUUGUUUGUAAGUAUCACCGUGCACAUCAAAUUAUGGAGUUAGAUCUUCUCUGAGCUCAGGGGAACACAAGUGCACAGAGGGAGAAGCCCUGAGGGUCACCUCCAAAGAUGUGCUCUGCCAUUGUCCCUCACUCAGGCUGUGUACAUGUGCUGAAUCUGCCAGGGCAGGUGGUGGACACCUGGCUACGUGACUUUCUCCAGAGCACUUCCUCCCUGUCAAGCUGGGAAUCCCAUUAUCAGUGAACCCUGUGGAAAUGAGAAUUGCAUCCUUUACAUAAUCUUGGCAUAUUAUAUUUCAUAAUAAAAAUAUAUAUUUAACUGCACAGAACGUCAUUGUUAAUCUUGUAAUUAAUCUCUUAAUCUUCAACCAUGUUUUGUACCUUAUUUUGUUUACAUUAUAUAUUUAUAGUGUGUGAUUUGAAAUUUUUUGUUUAAAUGUCUUUUUUUAAAAAAUGUAGAAUGUUCUAAACUUGAAAGGCAAUUGAAUGUAGUAUGAUGAAAAUGUGACUAUUUUGCUACUUUCAUGACCAAAGAUACAGGGCUAGUGGACGUUUAUAAUAGUAAUUAAAGUUAAAAUCAUGUAUGUCUUGUCUUUGAAGGAGUUCUAAACUUGCAAAUUGAGAAUGAAUUUAGAGAAUUUUGAUUAAGAAAACAUUAAAAUCUUAACUUGUAACUUAAAAGUA
Molecule: messenger RNA, 2984 nt
Organism: Carlito syrichta (Philippine tarsier)
Lineage: Eukaryota; Metazoa; Chordata; Mammalia; Primates; Tarsiidae
Gene: TMEM87B
Product: transmembrane protein 87B
Exons: 19
Coding region: 57-1730 (557 amino acids)
Biological process (GO): retrograde transport, endosome to Golgi
Cellular component (GO): Golgi apparatus; membrane
Source: RefSeq, a predicted model, not a curated record